Messenger RNA from Corticium candelabrum, 807 nucleotides. RefSeq names its product cleavage and polyadenylation specificity factor subunit 3-like. Gene Ontology annotation, molecular function: RNA endonuclease activity; RNA binding; 5'-3' RNA exonuclease activity. The transcript has 9 exons. Gene Ontology annotation, cellular component: mRNA cleavage and polyadenylation specificity factor complex. The record is from RefSeq and is a predicted model, not a curated record. Gene Ontology annotation, biological process: mRNA 3'-end processing by stem-loop binding and cleavage. The coding region runs from base 1 to 807 and encodes 268 amino acids. Lineage: Eukaryota; Metazoa; Porifera; Homoscleromorpha; Homosclerophorida; Plakinidae.
AUGGCUGCGGGAGUGAAAAGAAAAGCAGAGACUCUUCCACCGGAAGAGAGUCAUUUGUUGGUGAUACGACCAUUAGGAGCAGGUCAAGAGGUAGGACGUUCAUGUGUUAUGCUUGAAUUCAAGGGAAAGAAAAUAAUGCUUGACUGUGGAAUUCAUCCGGGGAUGCGUGGAGUGGAUGCUCUGCCUUUUACAGAUUUGAUUGAUGCGAAUGAAAUUGAUUUGCUGCUUACUACAUUUCAUGGUCGAGUGUUCAUGACUCAUGCAACGAAGGCUAUUUAUAGGUGGAUGCUGUCUGACUACAUCAAAGUCAGCAACAUUUCAACCGAGGACAUGUUGUACAGUGAGAAAGAUCUAGAGAGCAGUAUGGACAAGAUAGAGACAGUUAACUUUCACCAGGAAACUGAAGUGAAUGGCAUUAAGUUCUGGUGUUAUCACGCUGGUCAUGUGCUUGGAGCUGCAAUGUUUAUGAUAGAAAUUGCAGGAGUUAAGAUUCUCUACACUGGAGAUUUUAGUCGAGAGGAAGACAGACAUCUUAUGGCUGCUGAAAUUCCUCAAAUAUCACCAGACAUUCUGAUUACAAUACAGUCAGACCUCGUUAUCUCAACACCCAAUAAUUCGGCACUCUCACUUUCUGAUCUGGACAGUUGCGUUAGUUCGACAGAAACCCUCGGACUAAAUGUGUAUCAUUGGAGUUUAGCUCAAAUUCUUGCUGUUGUGUGGAAGCAACAAAAGCUGCUAUCACUAGCAAACACAGAAUCAAACACAUCUUUAUUGUGGCCUCAGUUGUGGAAUGAGAACAACUGGUGA